AUGACGGAUCAACAUCAUGAAAAGGAAGAACACGAUCGACACGACGAAGAGGAAGUUACCUUCCCGGAAAAUAGCAUGGACAUUUCCGACCAAAUUGGAAGGGCGUUGGAGAAAUACACUCCACUUUUACUUAAAAGGCUAAACCAAACAAUGGAAGGGGCUAUGAAUGAUCAUAUAGCCCAGAUGAUUAGAGAGGAGGUGGCUUUAAAUGUUCAAUGGGAAUUUGAAAAGAGAUGGAAAAGGGAAGGAUGGGUGUCGGAGAUUGAAGGGUCUUUUCGCACCAGUCAAUUCCCUGAAGAUCUUAAAGUGGUGUAUGCUGUGAGCAUGUUGAGGGAUAAAGCAAAGAGAUGGUGGGACAAUUUAUUGAUGGUGAAGAAGGGAGCACUUGAUAACGUGGAUUGGUCUGAGUUCAAGGCCAUGUUCUAUAAAAAGUUUAGAUCAGAGGCGGAGGUGACUAGGUUGAGGAGUGAAUUCCUCAAUGAUUCUCAAGGAACCCUUAGUUUGACGGAGUUUCGUGCCCAAUUUCUUGAUAAAGCACAAUUCUGUCCCGAGUUCUUAGAGAAUGAGCAAUUGAUGAAGGAGCAGUUUUAUAUGAAGUUGAAGAAGAGUUUGAGGGAGAGGAUUAGUUUAUGUCAAAUGGAGUCUUUCUCCAUGUUGUGUGAUGUGGCUCGAGAUUACGAGAUCGAGCAAACUAGAGUUGAUGAGAAUGAAGUGAAGAGAAAGUAUGAUGGGGAUAAUUCACAGAAUAAAAGGUUUAAACAAGAUGGUGCUUCCGGUAGUAAUGCCUUUAGAAGAAAUACCCCCUUUUGCAAAACUUGCAAGAGAAAUCAUCAUGGCUCGUGUAGGGAGAAAGCUUGUUACAACUGUGGGAAGACAGGCCAUGUGAGUCGAGAUUGUAGGUCGAAGCCCCAUAACCCCCUCAUUUGCUUUAAGUGUUUUGAAGAGGGACAUAUGAAGAGCUCGUGCCCUAAGCUAACCGAAGAAGAGAGACAAGAAGACCGGAGGAGAGAAGCAGAAAGAAGGAAUACAUUGGCACACGGUACCUUUCUUAUGUAUAAUGUGCCUAUGCGAAUUCUUUUUGACUCCGGAGCAAAUAGAUCAUUAGUUGCAACUAGGAUGAUUCAUGUUAUUCCUAUGUCUAAAUCGAGUCUAGAUCAUACCUUACAAGUUGAGGUCGGGAAUGGGAGGACGGAGAUAGUAAGAGAUGUGUAUAAAAAUUGUGAAAUAAAAAUUGUUACGGAAUUCUUCCAAGCUAACUUAAUUCCCUUCCCAAUGGGAGAAUUUGAUGUAAUUUUGGGUAUGGAUUGGUUGAGCUCUUGUAAUGCCAAGAUAGCGUGUGACGAAAAGGCGGUUUAUUUGAAAACCUCUAAAGGUGAAGACUUGAUAGUAUAUGGUGAUAGAAAUGGGUGUCCUAUACCCGUUUGUACUUUUGCUCGUGCCCGACGUUAUUUGUCUCAUGGAUAUCAUGCAUAUCUUGCUCACAUCGUUGAUGUCAAGAAGAAAUCUCUAUCUAUUGAAGACAUCCCUAUAGUUCGUGAUUUUUCCAAUGUUUUUCCCGACAACUUGCUGGGUGUUCCUCCCAAGCGGCAAGUUGAGUUUUCUAUUGAUCUUGUUCCGGGGGCUAACCCCAUUGCUAAGGCUCCCUAUCAAUUGGCACCAACGGAGAUGCAAGAAAUGAUGAAGCAACUCUAA
Messenger RNA from Erigeron canadensis, 1692 nucleotides. RefSeq lists its product as uncharacterized. NCBI's taxonomy places the organism in Eukaryota, Viridiplantae, Streptophyta, Magnoliopsida, Asterales, Asteraceae. The coding region runs from base 1 to 1692 and encodes 563 amino acids. The transcript has 3 exons. Gene Ontology annotation, molecular function: zinc ion binding; nucleic acid binding. The record is from RefSeq and is a predicted model, not a curated record.